AUGUCUCAAUUGAAAGAUCCAGCCAGCAUCACGAGUGAUGUCAAUCCGGAUGCGACGGUACUACAGCAUUUGCUGAACAAGUCGCGUGUCAUAACUUCUCCUGCUCUCGUUGUCACCAUGCCAGUCUCCAAACAUGGCUCAUUGGAGUCAACAGAGCCAUCAUUUCAGGUCAUUGUCCCAACGAUAGCGCAUCCUGAGCAAUAUGACUAUCUGCCAGGUCAUUUUGAGGCUCUCCGCAUUCUAGCAGUUGACAUGCACGAACCAAAGUUUAUUGUCAGACUCAAGAGCGGCGAGCGCACAACAAUGACCGCGGAAAAGUUGAUGCGGCUAUCGAACGGACCGCAGGUGAUUCGUGAGUUCAUUGAUGGCUCACAGAGCCCCGAUCCUUUAGCAAUGAACUUUGAGUCCAAAUCCAACCUCGCGGACGCCCAAGGAGACGCAACUCACGACUCUGGCGGGGAGCUAGAAACAACAAUUGGGCUUGCUCGGAACCGCCAGCGGCGACGCGGAGCCGCAAGCACCUCAUUCGCUCAUUUCUUUGACCCGAACACCAUAUUUGAAGAUGCUGUUGAAGAGUCUAGCAGCGAGGAAGAUGAAGAUUCUCCGGAGUCAACUGCAGAAUCAAGCAUCGAGCUUGGCUCUGACUCGGAGGAGGAAGUUCGGCCAAACACCCGCCGGCACCUGAAGAGAGGAGUGCGAAAGACAAGGUCGAACCUCCGCGAACUAUCCGAUGAUACUUUUGCUUCAAACCGAGCAACUCGAUCCUCAGCGCGCACGAGAAAAUCUACCCGGCACAAUCUGAGAGAGCGACUAGAAGAUGACGACCUUUCGGAAGUUGAAGUCGUGAAACCAAAACAGAAGUACUCUGGAGCCAAAGAACACUUCAUCGAACUGCCUGAAGAUGAUGCCUUCCGAGCAUCUCAUUCCGAGAACUGUUCUCAUUGUGGCAAGUGGGAGGAAGAAGACUCGGAAGAGGGUCCUUUGAUUUUCUGCCAAGGUUGUACUUCCUCUUAUCAUCGCGAUUGUCUGGGCAGUCGACGAAACAGGAAGCAUCUGGUGACCAAGAUCGCUCCCGGAAAUUUCAUCCUUCAAUGUGCCAAUUGUCUGGGGCUCAAGCACCAGAGCCAUGAUAUCCUACCUCAUUUGGGUCAAUGUGCCACCUGUGCAGAAGCUGGACCCAUGUCAAUGCCGUUGCGAAAGUCACACACCCCUCAAGAGGAACAACAAUUGCGCGAGCAAAAUGGGGGAAUAGAUCCGGUCACAGACGUGGACAUGUCUCGCGUGAACAACGUCGAGAAUGUUCUCAUAAGAUGUGUCCGCUGCAAGCGCGCUUCCCACGUUGAGCAUCUUCUGUCGGAUCAAUCGCAAGACCGUUCCGAUAUCAGCGCUGAGAGUUGGCGUUGUAUUGAGUGCCAUGAGGCUCCAUCCGAGACCAGUCCGAUCGAGGUGAUAGUCGCAUGGAGACCGAAGAACGCUGAUGUCAAGGUCAUUCCCCAACUGGUUGAGAUGCUUCCAGAGACCGAGAAGGAGUACCUGAUCAAAUGGGCCAAGAAGUCGUACUUCCGUGUCGCUUGGAUGCCCGGAGACUGGGUGUGGUGCAUGACUCCUUCCAGGAUGCUCAAAGCGUUCCUCGAAUCAGCCAAAUCAAACAACCCAAUCAUGACCACAGAGGAGGCUGUGCCUAAGGAAAACCUGCUUAUUGAUAUUCUGUUUGACGUCGAAUACAUCCGUGAACCGAAGUCCGCUAAAGAAAGGGCCAAGCCCGAGUUGGUCAAGAGCGCCUUCGUCAAGUUUCAAGGUUUGCCUUAUGAGGACACAGUGUGGGAGGAUCCACCUGAGCAAAGCAACGUCGAUCAAUGGAACGCUUUCAAAACCGCACUGGCUGACAAGGUGUAUGGAGAGAGCAUUGAAUUGCCAGACAUCAAAGCCCUCAAAAAGCGGCUCAAGGAAGCCCGUGCACAGAAUUUCGGAAAAAAAGUUGUUCUCGAAUCCCAGCCGAAGAUGCUGGUUGACGUAGAACUCAUGGACUACCAACUGGACGGAGUCAAUUGGCUCUAUUACAUGUUUUGGCAAAAGACGAACGCCAUUCUUGCUGACGAUAUGGGUCUCGGUAAAACUCUCCAGAUAAUCGGCCUGUUUGCGGCCCUCAUCGAGAACUUCGAGUGCUUCCCCUUUCUGGUCGUCGUUCCCAACUCCACUGUGCCCAACUGGCGCCGAGAAAUCAAGAGGUUUGCGCCAAAAGUGCGUGUCGUCACAUACUUUGGCAGUGCCUGGGCCCGCGGAAUGGCCGAGAGCCAUGAGAUGUUCCAAGAUGGCGAAUUGUGUUGCCAUGUCGUGAUUGCAUCUUAUGAAAGCAUGGCCGACCAGAGUUCCAGCGGAGUCCUUGGCAAAAUCCCGUGGGCUGGGCUAGUGGUUGAUGAAGGACAGCGUCUCAAGAACGACCAAAGUCUGCUCUACAACCGUCUGAAACGCAUGAAGUUUGGUUUCAAGGCUCUGCUCACAGGAACUCCUCUUCAAAACAACAUUCGAGAGUUGUUCAACCUGAUCCAGUUCAUCGAUCCGACGAAAGAUGCCGAGAAAUUGGAAGAGCGAUAUGGAGGAGAUCUCACCAAGGACGACAUUCGUGAACUCCACGACAUGAUCCGGCCAUGCUUUUUGCGCCGUACCAAGGGAGAGGUUCUGCCGUUCUUGCCUCCGAUGGUGCAAAUCAUCAUUCCGGUCACGAUGUCGGUUGUGCAAAAGAAACUGUACAAAUCGAUUCUUGAGAAGAAUCCCACGCUUAUCAAAGCCAUCUUGAAAAAGAAAACCGGGCAAGUGAAAAGCAAGGACAGGCAGAACUUGAACAACAUCUUGAUUCAGCUGCGCAAAUGUCUGUGUCAUCCGUUCGUGUACAAUCGGGACAUUGAGGAGCAAACUCUCGAUUCUGAGCUUGCCCAACAGCGUUUGGUGGAAGCUUCUGGGAAGCUUCAAUUGUUGAAAUUGAUGUUGCCUCAGCUUGAGCAAAGAGGCCAUCGGGUUCUCAUCUUCAGUCAAUUUUUGGAAAACCUCGAUAUUGUUGAGGAUUUCCUUGUUGGUCUCAAACUUGAGUAUUGCCGAUUGGACGGCCGGAUGAAUUCGAGCGAUAAACAGAAGCAGAUCGAUCGUUUCAAUGCGCCGGAUUCACCUGUCUUUGCGUUCCUGCUCUCGACGCGUUCGGGUGGUGUUGGAAUCAAUUUGGCCACUGCAGACACUGUCAUUAUCAUGGACCCGGACUUUAACCCCAAGCAAGACAUGCAAGCUUUGUCACGUGCUCAUCGCAUUGGUCAAAAGAAUGUCGUUCUGGUUUUCCAUCUGGUCGUGCGUGGGUCGGUAGAGGAAAAGAUCAUGCAGAAGGGCAAGACCAAGAUGGCGCUUGACCAUGUUCUUAUCGAUCGGAUUGAAGCAGAUGAAGACGAGGAAGAUCUAGAGUCGAUCCUCCAGCAUGGUGCUCAGGCUCUGUUUAAUAACGACGACUCGGCCGACAUCAAGUAUGAUGCUCAGUCCAUUAGCAAGCUGCUAGAUCGAAGUCAGGCAGAGAAGGCAGAGGAGAGUGCUCAAGAGGGUGAUGCAAACACCAAGAGUGAGGGCCAAUUCAACUUCGCGCGGGUGUGGCAGAUGGAUCGUGAUAGCCUCGAGGAAGUGGCUGAAACCGAAGAGGCACCAGUUGAUGUGUCAGCGUGGGAAAAUAUUCUCUUGGAACGUGAACGUGAAGCACAAGAGGAACUCAAUCGCAAAGCUGAAGGUCUGGGUCGUGGCAAACGCAAGCGUGCUACAAUCAGUUACAACACCAAAAUGCCGGCAGACGACGAUGACGACAACGAUGAGGCAGGUCCCAGCAGCCCUCUGAAGUCACCACCUGCAAAGAUGCAGAAGACCACUGCCGAUCAUGAGUACAGGCAACCCGAGGAUGAGGGAGAAGAAACCGAGUCAGAUCCUGAUGCCACUCUUGACGAUAACGUCGCUGAGCUGGAUGAAGACCCCAAUGCUUCUACGGAAGUUACCCAGCAGCCACCUACAGCACAAUACUACCCAGCCUGGUUCGAUCGUGCGCCGCGGCCUAUCUCGCCCCCUGUGUCUUCCCCUCCGCCCACCGACGGCAGCACUGAUAACUACCUGCGGCCCUGUGAAGCUUGCGGAAAACCCCAUUUGCGUCUCAACUGCCCCCUAUACCUUGCCGGGUUCGAACUCUGCGGCCUCUGCGGCAACGCCCAUUUCGCAGGAGGCCGUCGCAAUUGCCCCGCCAUGAGGUCGACUCACCAUUGUCGGAAGAUGAUAGAGGCGCUCGCUUUGAGCAACGAUGACCCCGUCCUGGUAGCCAAGGCGCGUCGGCUUGCCCAGGGCUACAUCGUCGGGAACAACGCUGUAGAGCGCCGCAGAGUCGCACGAGAGGCAGCGGCUGAAGCAGGCACUCAGACUUCGCCCGCUCCGUCCUCAUCCAAGCCAGCGGAGGAUAGUGGGGCCACUGAUCCAAGCCAGCUUCUUGAAUUGAUUUGA
Molecule: messenger RNA, 4512 nt
Organism: Penicillium brevicompactum
Lineage: Eukaryota; Fungi; Ascomycota; Eurotiomycetes; Eurotiales; Aspergillaceae
Exons: 3
Coding region: 1-4512 (1503 amino acids)
Biological process (GO): chromatin remodeling; negative regulation of transcription by RNA polymerase II
Cellular component (GO): chromatin; nucleus
Molecular function (GO): histone binding; DNA binding; chromatin binding
Source: RefSeq, a predicted model, not a curated record